Anoplophora glabripennis (Asian longhorned beetle) is the source of this 1757-nucleotide messenger RNA. RefSeq lists its product as uncharacterized. Gene Ontology annotation, cellular component: nucleus. The record is from RefSeq and is a predicted model, not a curated record. Gene Ontology annotation, molecular function: transcription cis-regulatory region binding; DNA-binding transcription factor activity, RNA polymerase II-specific. Bases 287 to 1618 code for a protein of 443 amino acids. The transcript has 3 exons. Gene Ontology annotation, biological process: regulation of transcription by RNA polymerase II. NCBI's taxonomy places the organism in Eukaryota, Metazoa, Arthropoda, Insecta, Coleoptera, Cerambycidae.
GUUUAUAAACUAUGGCGGUGAAUAUGUAUAAAUACAAACGUAAAAUAUUAUUAUAAUAAAUUCUCACCAAUUGUAAUUCCUCACGUAAUACGUAACUACGUCCUUAAAUAACCGAAGCAAAACGCCAAAUUGUCAAAUUCCAGUUCCAACAAAAAUUUGACAGAUCAUUUAAAUUACUUGUUGAAAAAUAAUUAGUUUGAAUAAUGUUUUGAACUACUUACUAUUGAUUUACCCCAACCAGUCGUUUCUACUGAAAGUGUAAGUCUACCACCUAUCAGUUGUAAAUAUGGAUACUACAGUAAAAAGUUCCACUGUUAAGAAGUUUUACCCCACUGUGGAGGAAUGUAAAAUAAAUAAUUUAGUCAAAUGUACCGAAGAUGGAUGUUCAAACGUGUUCACAUCAGAAUCUAACCUCACAUUGCAUUUAAUGAAAACGCACAAAAAAUCUCAUCUACUAGAUUCAAAUUUGAGUUUAAAACAAUACUAUUGCCCAGAGGUGGGAUGUAUUUACAAUAAGAAUAAAUUUUUCAAAAAUAUGAAAUGCUUGCGCCAGCAUUACGUGAAAGUACAUUGCACUAAAAACUUUCAGUGUACUUUAUGCCAGAAAAAUUUUCCUACUAAAAAUUUUUUAAAUAACCAUAUUGAAUAUUGUGGAAUUAAUUUUGAGUGCUGUGAUUGUCAAGCAACUUAUUCCUGUUAUGAAACUCUCAAAACACAUGGACGACGCAAAAAGCAUAAUAUAUUAUUUAAGUCCGAGUAUAAAUCAAAACUUGCUAUUUCUAAAAGUGAAGACGUCAUCCCUAGCAACAAAAAUCGUGUAAUUCUCCCUAAACAGUGUAUAAGUUUAGUAGUGUUACCUACUAUAAAUAAGUCUGUGACAAAUCGUGAAAUUCAAACAGAAGAAGAAAAACCAAAAUUGAGGAGUAAAAUGACCCAAGUAAACAGAAAUGCAGUACUAACCUCUCAAAAUACUCAACAAACGCAGACUGAAAUGAAACAAAAUUUGCUUACCGUCGAAACACAAACCAUGGGUGAUUUUGUUAACAUAAAUCGAAAACAGUUGGAUGCAUUAAAUGAAGCUAACGAUCAGAAAACUUCAAUUACACAGACAGAUAUUAUUGAAUCAAGAAGCACAUCAUGUAACACAUCAUUUAACUUAGAUGAUUUUGAAUUUUCAUUAAAAACUGAGACUGAAAAAAAUUCCUCUGGCACUCAAACACAAAGUAAUGAUAUUUAUUCAAUUUCCACAGCCACUCAUGAUUCGAUACACACAGAUACGUCAGAUUUAUUCGCAGAAACAUUAAAUGCAAAUAUGAGCAGCUUUGAAUUCUUUAAUUGUAACAUGGAAACCCAAACUGAUUUUAUGCUAAGCGAUGAAAUGUUUAAUUGUGAUUAUUAUAUGAGUAAUAUGUACACUCAGACUUGUAACGAAAUAUUAAAUGAUUUGGGAUUCAGUGACAUACAAACACAAACAGUCUUAGAUGAUGUUCUGCGAUCAGUUGAAAGUCAAACGAUGGUAUCCCGUGGUAGAAAAAAUGUAAUUUGUAAAGAUACAAGUCAUAUGGAAACACAGACUGAUAUGGAAUAUUUGAACAUGUUGGAAGUUAUUAAUUCCUGACUAUAGUUCUUUUCUAUAAGUACGUCCAAAAUUCCAUAGAGUAUUUCUAAUAUACACUCACCGAUUUAAAAUUUAAUCCAUAGAAAAUUUUGAGAAAUUGUUGAGGCCAUUUUUUUAUUGUCCAAAUCUGAUAUUUUUG